This is a messenger RNA of Trifolium pratense (red clover), 890 nucleotides long. RefSeq lists its product as uncharacterized. The coding region runs from base 165 to 890 and encodes 241 amino acids. The transcript has 2 exons. Gene Ontology annotation, molecular function: transposase activity; DNA binding. The record is from RefSeq and is a predicted model, not a curated record. Gene Ontology annotation, biological process: DNA transposition. NCBI's taxonomy places the organism in Eukaryota, Viridiplantae, Streptophyta, Magnoliopsida, Fabales, Fabaceae.
GUAGUAUAACAAAUAGCUUUCAAAUCAAGACUUUUGAAAAUACAACUCACUCAUGCCCAGGAACAUUCACGAAUAGUCAGGCUGAUAGAAAGUGGGUUAUUGAGAAGUUGGAAUUGAGAUUGAGACAACAGCCGUCUCUUAGCCAUAGUGAGGCUUAUUACUUUAUGAAAGAGGAUUAUAAUCUACAUUUGGAGGAUAGUAUGAUUUAUAGAUCACUUAAACAAGCAAAACAAAAUGUCGAGGGAUCUGAAAUUGAUCAGUAUGCUAAGCUAUGGGACUAUUGCCAUGAGUUAUUAUCCCAGAAUCCAGGUUCGACGGUGAAAAUGAGCACUAUACCACAACAAGAAGGGCCGCCAAUAUUUCACCGAUUGUAUAUAUGUUUUGAUGCUUGUAAAAGAGGGUUCAAGGAAGGCUGCAGACCUAUGAUUGGAUUGGAUGGUUGUUUUUUAAAGGGUUAUUUUGGAGGACAAUUGUUGACUGCUGUCGGCGGAGAUGCAAACAACCACAUUUUUGUCAUUGCAUAUGCCGUAGUUGAUGUCGAAAAUAAAGACAACUGGAAAUGGUUUUUGGAAUUAUUGCAUGAAGAUUUGGGUGAUUACACUCGACAUGGUUGGCAGUUUGUAUCAGAUAUGCAAAAGGGACUAAUUCCAGCUCUUCAAGAGGUUAUGCCUGGAGUAGAACACAGGUUUUGUGUGUGGCAUUUGUGGAAGAAUUUUUGUAAGAUGUUCAAGGAUAAACAACUGAAGGAUGUUGUUUGGGUUUGUGCAAAAAGUACUACACCGCAACAAUUUAACACCGAGAUGGAUAAAUUGAAGGCGAUGAACAAAAGUGCAUGGGAUUAUCUCUCUAAGUUUCCGCCUAAUACAUGGAGUAGAGACUAUUUGUUUUAG